UCCGUGUCAGUCAGUGGGCCGAAAGAGGAGAGUUAAAUGUUUGAGGUGAGUGCAGUGUGUACCCAGGUCAGAGUUGCUUAGAAUUGUGUGCUGAUGGAUGAUGUUUUCUCAGUGAAAUGUACUGCAAAGUUCUCCGCAUAUUACUAUCUGAAACAGAAAAAUUGUAUGGAGAAAUGAUCUCAUCAGUUUUUUUUUUUUUGUUAAUGGUUUGAGCAAAAGAUCAAAAGUUUGUAGUGGCAACAUUAGUGGAUAACCCAUAAGAAAACCCUAAGGAAAUUCAUGACAAACAAAUAUUGAGUGAUAUUGAACACAGGGAUUGACUGACUCUAGCAUGCCAAAAAAAUCAAUAUUCAAAUAACAACGCAUACAUCAAAUCUCCAUCUCCAAAUCUCCAUCUUAUUAAACACAGCCACAGUUUGGAACUCUAUAAAUGCCUAUGAUCCAAGGCAACCUGGAUACAAAGAUAAUAGGAGGCUCAUGCGCUCAAACUGUCCCUUCCCUUCUCAGUCAAGACUUCAUCUGUGGUGGGUAGCUUGGUACUAAUGGUUGCUAAGGAGAGCCUGAAAACACUGGACAGAGAAGGUAAAUUGGCUGAGAUUUGGUCAAUGUGUUUAUUAAUCCAUGAAUUCCAUGCUGUUGGAGACAAAGGACUGAUUUGUCUCGAGUGACAUAAGUGCUUCUAAUUGUGUGUGAGAUGAUGGUCUAGAGGGUUAAACCACUGAACUGGUAAAUCAAAGGUUGCUGGUUCGAUCCCAGCAGCCACCACCAGUAUGUCCUUGAGCAAGACACUUUACUCCAUGUUGCUCCAGGGGGAUUGUCCCAGUAAUAAGUGCACUGUAAGUCGCUUUGGAUAAAAGCGUCUGCCAAAUGACUAAAUGUAAAUGUAAAUGUAACAAAAUCAUUUCCACCACUAAUUUAAGGAUCCUUUCAUGUCACACUCUGCACCUAAGCCUCAUGACAUCAAGUUACGUCAAACCAGCGGUCACUGAGGUACGUACAUCCGUUGGCCAGGCAGCACAAUGAAUGAAGUAUAUUGCGGAAUUGAAACAAAUUGGUUGUUAUAAAAUGUACUGCCCACUUAACAGAGCAGGCAUCACGACCGGCUCAAAGCCAUGACAAAUGAAUGGAGUACAUAAGGAAUCGGAUUUAAAGAAAAGGAUUUUUUAACAUAAUUAGAAAGAAUGUAUAAAUCAAUAGAACGGAUCCGUCUGUAAUGUAUGUAAGGUGCAUGUUUGUUAGUGUAAAAGCAAGCAAUAACUUAAAACAAAGGAUCAAGCAAAACCAAACAUAAAAUUUACAUUUAGUCAUUUAGCAGACGCUUUUAUACAAAGCGACUUGCAAAGAGUUAGGGAGCAACAAGCGAAAUGUCAUACAGGAACCAAAAUACAUUAGGUGACAAUACAAAGUUACUGGUUUCAACUAAAGCUAGACCACUACCUGUUGAGAGAAAGGGUUAGUUUUUUAUUUAUUUAUUUGUCUCUCAGGUAUUCAUAGAAGAGUUGGGUUUUAAGUAGUUUUUUGAAUGUUGUGAGAGAUGUGGUUGACCGUAAAGAGUAAGAAAGAAUGUUCUACCAGGAAGAAGUUGUGAAGCAGAAUGAGCGGGAAUGUGAUUUACUGUCCUUAUGAGAAGGCAAUACAAGACGCCGCUUGUACAUCCAGGAGUUCCAUAGACAAACGAAGUCUCUCCUUUUUAUAAUGAUAGAACAGAUGUCACUGAUUCUCAUAUAGAACCCUCCAACCACACCCAUUGGCCGGCUAAGGCGGGUAGGAAAAGGGAGAACCGUCACAUACACCCCCCCCCAAAAAGAGGGGAGCAAAGAAAAAUAAAUUUAGCCCAGACAAAUAUACAAUGCACACAGCCCAAGUAACAGAGUUGAUGAAGCUUUCAACUUUCAAGUCAAAUCCAUUCUCCAACUCCUUCCAACAACCCUGGCGCCUAGGGAGCACAAUUUAAGAAAAGACAAGAAGAAAGAGACAGAGAAAGUAAGUCAUAUGUAAUACUUAAGUAAAGUAAACACGAGAUAAUGAAUCAUCAGUCAUAAUUUCAGAGCCUUUAAUGUGACGAAUAUCCAACUGAUAACCUUGGAAAAACAAACACCAUCUCAUAAAUAUUUGAUUUGGAUUUUGCAAGGAGUGCAAAAAAGUUAAGGGAUUAUGAUCAGUGUAGACCACUAACUGUCCCUCUGAUGACCCCACAUAGACCUCAAAAUGCUGUAAAGCCCAAAUCAAUGCUAGCGCUUCCUUCUCUAUCACCGAAUAAUUAAAUUGGUACGAAUUAAAUUUUCUAGAGAAAAAACAGCAUGGAUGAUCAAUCCCAUCCUCAGACCUCUGCAACAAGACAGCUCCAGCACCCACAUUACUGGCAUCCACCUGCAAAUGAAGAGGCAAAUGAGCUGCUAAAACCGGAGCCUCCGUAAGCAGCAUUUUUACAUCUUCAAAUGCUUGUUGACACAACGGGGUCCAACAGAAAUUCACUCCACCACCCAACAAAUUAGUCAAAGGCAUUGCCACUAGAAUUAUUUUUACAAAAACAACGAUAAAACCCAACCCUACCAAGAAAUCGCAUCAAUUCCUUUUUUGUAGUGGGAACAAGGUAUCCAUCUAUUGCUUCUACCUUAGCUCGAACAGGGCGCACUUUUCCUUGACCAACGACCUUUCAUAAAUAGGUGACCGUGGCUUUGGCAAAAUCGCUUUUUGAUAAAUUAACAGUCAAAUUUGCAUACAAAAGACGUUUAAAAAGUGCUCGAAUUUGAAGCACAUGCUCCUCCAAAGUUUGACUAUAAAUAACGACAUCGUCCAAAUAGACAUUGCAUCCACUUAGACCAGAAAACAUCUCACUCUUAGUCCUGCUUGACCUUAGUGCUGCUUUCGAUACUGUAGACCAUAAAAAACUACUAGAUCGUUUACACAAUUAUAUCUGUAUUCAGGGAAAGGGAACUGCAAUGGUUCAGAUCUUACUUAACAGACAGAUAUCAAAAACGUCCAUUUAAAUGGGAAAUCGUCAAAUCUUACGCAAGUAAAUUAUGGAUUACCUCAGGGAUCGGUUUUAGGAUCCUUGCUUUUCACCAUAUACAUGCUGCCCCUCGGCAACAUUAUUAGAAAACAUGGAAUUAGCUUCCACUGUUAUGCAGAUGAUUCUCGGCUAUAUAUCUCAUCAAGACCAGAUGAUUCCUUCAAACUAUCAAAGCUGGCAGAGUGCAUCGAGGACAUAAAACAUUGGAUGACUAGUAAUUUCCUUCUUUUAAACUCUAGCAAAACGGAAAUAUUACUUAUAGCACCAAAAUCAAGUAAACAGAAUAUCUCUGAUUACAGCCUGCAAAUUGAAAGCUGCACUGUUACUCCAACAAAUACAGUUAAAGUCCUAGGCGUUAUAUUAGACGGCAACCUGUCAUUUUAAAAUCACAUCUCAAAUAUCACAAAAACAGCUUUUUUCCACCUUAGAAAUGUUGCCAAAUUACGAAGUAGUUUGUGUUGCAGACGCAGAAAAGCUUAUUCAUGCAUUUGUGACCUCACGGCUUGACUAUUGUAAUGCUCUACUUAGUGGUUGUCCUGUAUCAUCGAUAAACAAACUACAGUUAGUUCAGAAUGCAGCUGCCAGAGUUCUUACUAGGUCAAGAAAAUACGAUCACAUAACCCCAGUUUUGUCAUCGCUUCACUGGCUACCCAUUAAGCAUCGUAUUGAUUUUAAAAUUAUUUUAAUUACUUACAAAGCCCUGAACGGUUUAGCACCUACUUACUUAACCAAGCUUUUAUCACGUUACAUCCCAUCACGCUCUCUAAGAUCUCAACACUUAGGACUUUUGACAACACCUAGAAUAACAAAAUCCACCAAAGGGGGACGAGCUUUCUCAUACGUAGCACCUAAACUCUGGAAUAGCCUUCCUGAUACUAUUCGAGGGUCAGACACACUCUCCCAAUUUAAAUCUAGAUUAAAGACACAUCUUUUCAACCAAGCUUUCACUUAAUGCAUAGUUAAUGAACAGCAGCUACGCUAAUUAUUCUCUUUCCGGGGAAGAAGUUCCACCAUGUCCAGACGACCGACAGAUGCCCAUCCCCAAUUUGAGAUUACGCCAGCUACAGCUGCAAGACUGACUGACCAUCCCAGCUCCAUCUAAGGCAAUUCCACCACCAGCCAAGAGAAAUACGACCAUCGGACCAUCCCAGCUCAGACCACUACAUCCCCAACCAAGAGCAAAGACGGACUAUUAGUCUUAUUAAUGCUGAAGUUACAAUAUUUGGUAUUAAAUGCUAAACCUAAACCACAUGUCAGCAGUCUGAGUGCAGCUAUGACACGUCAGAGGGAACCUGGCCCUCCCGGUUGAGCCUGGUUUCUCCCGAGGUUUUUUUUCUCCAUUAAUCAAUCAUUAGAGUUUGGGUUCCUCACCACAGCAGGGCAGUGUCGGCCUGCUCACCGGGAGACUGCAUUCAUUCAUUUAUUUAUUUAUUUAUUUAAUUAGAAAUUAGAUAUUAUUUAUUAGAAUGAUCUUACUCGUUGUAUAAAUACCAUGCACUGUGCUGUGUUUUAACUUUUCUGUUUUUCCUGUUUUCCCCUGUAAAGCUGCUUUGAAACAAUACACAUUGUGAAAAGCGCUAUAUAAAUAAACUUGAAUUGAAUUGAAUUGAAAUUUACACACAAAAGAAGGUUUCUGUGUACCACUUUCAAAUGACUAGACACAGGGUGUUUAAUCUUGUAAAUGUGAGUAUUGGGAUCCCUAUCAACCACAGUAUAUACCAUAUUUUCCCACUUGUCUGCGAGUUUGCGCUUGCCGCGGUCACUUUUAUUGGCUAAGAGGACCCUGUCACCAACUUCAAUUGACACACCCUUGGUUUUCCGAUUGUACAGGUGGGCUUGGCGAGACUGUUCUUUCGAAGUGUUAGACCCGGCAACAGCAAAAGCAUCCUCCAAAUCCUAACUCAGAGACUCUACGUACUUGGGAAGAGACUCAUUCGAAUCAGUCCUCAGCACACUCUUGAAAACGACAUCAAUCGGCAGUCUCUGAGUGCGACCGAACAUUAGAUAGAAGGGAGGGUACCCAGUCGUCUCAUGCACUGUGCAGUUAUAUCUAUAUGUCAAUGUAUGGAGCAAGGGCUCUAAUCAUGUUUCCCAAUGUUCGAUUAAAUCUUUCUGUGAUGCCGUUGCCCAUCGGGUGAUAAGGUGUCGCCCGUGACUUCGUAACACCAGAAAAAUCAAGCAAAUGCCUAUUAAGCUCAUGUCACAGGUCGGGAUGGGUCAAGCCGGACUACGCCCACCCCUGAACCAGGACCACCUCGAGGAGCGUAUCAGAGGGAGAAAUCGGAGACAGAAUAAAAUUUCAACAAGUUUUAUUUAGAGGUAAAAGCAAUUUGAAAAUCCUAGUCUAAAAUCUUCUUCCUUCUUGCCCUCAGGAAUCGAAGGUGAACAGUACAACAACCAGGGUCUCUCCCGCUCUCUUCCUCAGUGCGGGCCCUGUAGUGAAUGGGGCGGUGGACAGGUAAAUUGUCAGGUAGGUCUUUCCCAGGUGGAGAUGCAGUAAACAGGCGAACGGCCCGGUAAGUCUCUCUGGUAAGUAAAUAUUUCCAACCUCCCUUCCUUCACAGGUACGAGAUCCGGAGCAGAUGGCCGUCAGUCAGGUACGUAUACAGCAGAUUCACACUCUGAUGAUGGGGUGGCGAGGGAAUCUUUACAGGGUAAGCGAAUAAUUUCAACCUCCCUCUCUCCACAGGCACAGAAACUGGAACAGAGGAAUACUCCAGACAAAGUGUACCAACCCCGUUCGUAACAGAAGGACAGCCACUUCUCUCAGCACAGGUGACUAUAAGGAUACAGUAGACUCGAAGUCAACCGGUUGCACAGGGCUCCUACUGAAACAGACAGAAGGGAUACUCCAAGUAAGCAUACGGUUCACAUGAGUUGGAAGGGGACGAACACUUCUCACGAUACAGAUGAAUUGCGGGAAUUCCCUAGACUCAAGUCGACAGGCUGAGCAAGACCUCUUCUGGCCUAGAUGAAGUGGAUAUUCCAGACAGAACGGACCGGCUUUACGUUCACAGCAGAGGGACAGUCACUUCUCCCCACACAGGUGGGCUCCCAGGUUGCAGCAGGCUCAAAGUCGAUGGGCUGAACGGGACCUCUACUGGAGCAGACAGAAAGGGUGCUUCACACAAGGUAUACAGUUCAUGUGCAUAGAAGGGAGUGAGCACUUCUCACAAUACGGCUGCGUUGCAGGAAUACAGCAGACUCAACGUCAGCAGGAUGAAUGGGACUUCUACGGAGACAGACCACGAACAAUUCAACAAGGCAUCUCGUCUCUUAUUCACUCAAACAGAGGGGUUAAUUCAGAGUCCAGAUGAUAAUUCCUCAACAUCCACUCAGUUAGAACAGAGCAAUGACACAGAACUCUCACUAUUGACAGUAGACCAGCGUAGCACAGGGAGAGUGCACGGCAAAGGGAAUGUAUCUUCCACACACACAGCAAUUCCACUUCUAGCAUAUAAGGUGGGGGAAACGUCAAUCUUAGGCACUGAAAUCUCACUUCACGACGUGCAAUUUAAAGCCCGCACUCACCCUUGGGUCUCUGUCCGAGGGGGCCGCGUUCAUCAAUGCUGCAAAGGGUAUUUCGGGAUGUUUUUCUUCACAAACACAGGCAGAGUUCACAUCACCAUUUAUGAUGGAGAAAGAGACAGGAGGUCGGCAAUGAAUCAGUACAAUCCACUCGGUGACAUUUAUGAUCGUGAUCCACACACUCCAAACCACAUCCAAUUCAGUGUCGAAUACAUGCAAUUACGAGACUCAGUUCUCGACUACCUAGCUCCUCUCCAAUGCAAACAGGAUAUUUCACUUUCCCUCUGUUGCCCUCGAGUCCCUCAUCAAGUCCACACUCUCCUCUUCAUUCACCCGCACUCCAAUAACUGCAACCACUCGAUAAAACGACUUCUCACGGGAGAGAACCACCCCGACAGUCUCUUUCUCUUGCUUUUUAUACUCUCUCAAGUGCUGACAGGACCUCACUCAAACCCCCAAGGUAAAUUCCCCACACCUGUUUCCAAUCGGUCAUUUGGGGUUGUCAUGGCAACAGACGCACACACAGGCCUGGGACCGGUGUUACACUCAAAGUGUCCCAGCGGAAACACGGCUUCAACGGGAAUAAGUUCCAUAUACCAUUUGUCACACCGUGACACUCACUACAGAAACUGGCCCCCUGAUCAGAAUGGAUUCGUUCCGGGAACCCAUAGUAGCAAAAGUAGUCAUCCCAGAGCUUCUGUGCGACUGACUUAGCUGUCUGGUCUCGGCAGCGAAAGGCAUGAGCCAGCUUGGUAAAAUGGUCAGUGACCACUUAAACAUCAACUGACCUGUUCUGUGAAUCUUCCGCUGUCCCGAAAUCAAUGCAGACUAAUUCAAGUGGAGCAGAGGUCUUGAUACUCUCCAAUAGAGCUCGGCCCUCUGGCUCUGGAAAGCACACAACGACUACACAUCUUCACAUAAUCACUAACAUUACAUUCAAUGUCUGACCAAUAGAAACGUUGUCGAGACAAUUGGAGAGUGCGAUAUUGGCCUUGGUGUCCGGCCUCAUCGUGACAUCCUUUUAGUACUUGAGAUUUCAUGGAAGAAGGUACCAUGUACUGAAAUCUUUUGUGACGUGACAAAGGGUCUCUCGAUACACGAUACAAGACACCGUCAUUCAAUAAUAGCUUCUCCCACUGCUUCAUAAUCUUCGUUACAGCGCUGGGGUCCCCCAUGCGCUCACGUCUCGAAGGCCUGCGCUUUCGAUCAACGUAGAACAUCGCCCUCCGCAAAUUUUCAUCCUCCAGCUGUCUGUCUCUCAACUCUUGACGAGAAAACAUGGAAGGACAUCAAACCCAACAUCUUCGAUCUUUUGGAUGAAUCCGGCCCUUGUUUGUAUUCCUUCGUUCCAAGAAAGGUGAUUAGAAAAAACAGCAGCCACUUCAUCACUCGAAUAGCUUCCAGGCACUCCCGUGUCCGAUUUGACUGAUAACCGCUCACAAGCAGUCACUGAGGCCUCUGUACUAUCAAGCACUUGCUGACUGGCGUUGGACAACCGGAAGACAUCUUGGAUGGCAUCACAGGUAUGGUUACUUGUCUGUGCGAGCAGCUUGUCAUAGGGUUCCCUUACUAUGCGGUGACUGACGCGACUGUUGACAAAAGACUGUCUGCUCAAAGCAUCAGCAAUGGUGUUCUGCGGCCCUGGAACAUAUUUGAUGUCAAACUUUGGCCACCCAUCGUUGGCCACAGGCGUCAAGCCUAGGUUUGGUCAAGAUAUGUGUCAAGGGAUUAUUAUCCGUCCAAGCUGUGAACUGGUGUCCUUUGAGCCAGUGACUAAAUUUAUCACUUACUGCCCACUUGAGAGCGAGAAACUCAAGUCGAUGUGCUGGAUAUCUGGCUUGCGCUCUGGAGAGUGACUUAGUCGCAAAUGCAAUUGGUCUAACCCUAUUUUCCCCAGGACUCAGUUGCGAUAGCACAGCGCCCAAUCCCUCAGAUGAAGCAUCAGUAGCUAGAACAAAGGGUCUGGAAAAGUCAGGAUGCGCAAGAACAACAUUGGACAGGAGAGCUUCUUUUAAAGCAGACAAAGCCGCCUCACAAGCUGGAGACCAAUCAUUAGGAGUUAGUUUUCUGGAUGCAGGAACUCCUUUUCGCCCAACACCUCUAGGUUUCUGUCACCGGGUGGAAAAACCCAGAGACUCAAAAAUCCCUCAUUGGUCCCAACUCUGGCUGUGCUUGAUUGCUGGCCAUAAUGAGCGGCAGCUGAAGGAAAUUAAGCUGCACUUCAUUGAAGCACGCGCUCAGGACAAGGGUGCAUAAAAGUGGUGUUCUGGGCAAGCAGUAGGUGUGGUGUAUCUGGGCUGGUGUGUGUCUUGACGGUGGCGUAACAGGAGAGAGUUGAAGGUUGGGUGUCUGAUCGGUGUUCUAUUGGGCAGAGAUUACACAGCAGAGGAGAGGACCGCUGAUGUGUUCACGUCAAUCUUCUGAAGUCGCCAUCCUUGGAGUCAUUCACCCUACAGCGAGAGGAGAAACAGGUCGACUAAUCACUGUGGAGAUGAAGUGAGUUUGCAGUGUCUGAGAGAGUGAAAUGUACACACGUGAGGAUUUCUAAGAGUGAUUUAUGCACAAGUGUGGUGAGGUCUAACGACUGUGUUUCUUCCGAAACUGAGAUGAAUGACAAUUGACGUCUGAAUAUGAAGAUCCCUUUAAAUAGAUCUGUCUGAAGCUGUGUCCAGGUUUUCCUUUGCGCCCGGUGUGGCGACAGACUCAAGCCGAGCUCGAAAACCCGUCGUUGUCUGUCCCUCGGGGAAGAGGUGAAGCUGCUGUCCUUCCGCCGACUGUUCUAUGAACACACACACCAGCCGAGCCCGAACACCGUCAUUGUCUGUCCCUCGGGGAAGAGGAGAAGUUGCUGUCCUCCCCUGGAUUGUUCUGUGAACUGACACACCAGCCGAGCCCGAACACCGUCAUUGUCUGUCCCUCGGGAAGAGGAGAAGUUGCUGUCCUCCCCUGGACUGUUCUGUGAACUUACACACUAGCCAAGUCUGAGCAUUGUCGGCUGCCUGUCUCACGAACACAUCCGAGGAGGCGAAGAAAGCCACUGUCUCACCCACGAACAUUCGCAUCACUGCUUUUAUUGUUUUAAAUUAAUAAAAUACUUACCCUUUUAAAUUCACUUCUUGUUGUCCGCCUCUUGGUGUCCUCUGGUGUCUGCUCCUCCGGAGUGUGGUUAUUUACCCUCUGCCCUAACAUCGGUGACAUUUCCUUACUCCACUGGUCAAAGCAAAAAGUAGUUGUGCAAGAGACAAACAAUUCUCAAUGAAACAUUGGUACCACAUAAUGAGGCCAAGAAAAGACUGGAUUUUUUUUUUGAAGUAAUUUUAGAGAUUGCUUCAACUUUUCCAGGGUCUGUUGACUACAGAAAUUGUACAGAAUGUCUCAAGAAGUGGCCUUUCUUCUGCGAUAAUUUCAAGUUGUGUUUCUUCAACAUACCAAAAACCAUCUCCAGUCUCUGCAACGCAACUUCUUCGUUAGGUGCGAAAACCAUUAGAUCGUCCAGGUAGCACAACAGUGAGAAAAAAUUCUGUUCACCGAAGAUGUUAGUCAUCAUCCGCAUGAAGCUUGCAGGAGAGUUACAGAGGCCCUGCGGAAGCCUAUUGUAUUCGUGCAAUCCCACGGGCGUAGUGAAUGCUGUAUACUUUCUGUCAUCCUCAUGCAGUGGGAUAUUAUAAAAUCCUGAUGUCAAAUCCAUAGUGCUAAAGAACGAAUUCCCCCUAGGGCUGCUUGACAGUCUUCCUGAUGGGGCAGGGGGUGAGCAUCUUUCAUUGUUCACGCAUUUAGCCAUCGGAAAUCAGUGCAUUUUCGAAGAUUGACGUCUUUUUUCCAGCACAGAACCAAAGGUGAUGCGAAUUCGAUGGCUGACUUGCGAAUUAUUCCCUUCUCUUCCAUCUCGUUCAACGCAACACGUAAUUUUUGGUACUGUGAAGGAGGAACACGUCUGUACGGUAAUCGAAACGGCUAACAAAGUCCUUGACUUCACCGCAGUCAAGAGAAUGUCUUGAAAAAAUUGACCCAUACUCGAGCACCAAGUCACACAAUUUAGCCUUCCAGAAUUCAGAAGCUUCGCACUUGUCCAAAUGAACGGUCUCUAAUCCACACAUUCGGAGUCUGUCGGUUAACAUAUUUGAUGGUUCCACCAUAACUGUACUGCCUGGUUGGUUACAAGACUUAACGGGAAACUUACCCCAUACUAGAUGUUCCUGGCCAGGCGCAAGUGUCACUGCAUGUUGAAGUUUGACUGUACCAACGACAUCAGGAAUCGUUCCGCCCCUCCAGCGACACACACCAGCCAUCAUGGAAAAAAACUCGUCACUCUCUGGGUUAUGUCCAAUGGGCGUAGAGAUCAGUUCCCAAUAUCUGUCAGAAUCUUUUAACCUGUGGACAAGAUGUUUGAUGACGUUCGUCCCCAGAAUGAGGUCAUCUCCUUGACUUGGAACAACAAAACAUGGGACUAAGACAUCACAGCCAUAAAUGUCUAGCUUAAGCUCAAGCAUGUACUUUGUAAAUGUUCUCUUGCCAACGCACCCAAUCAAGACGAUGUCUGUAUCCUCUUCAUUUACAGUAUCCAAAGCACCAGCUUCCCUUAACUGACAGGCGACCGAGUCAUUUAACGUACAGGCCAUUGAACCUGUGUCCAACAUUGCACUGACGGUGAAGGAAUCAUUAAUACGAACGGAUGUUUAGAAAAGUGUGUCUGAGCAUUGAACGCGUUGUGUAUUUUGAAAGACGACUUUCUGUGAGCUAGGACAUACAUUCUUAAAAGAGCUGAACAAAGCUUCGAAAUCUGUAUCCAUAUUGAGGGAAUUAUCAACAGCACCCACACACCCCCUCUCCAUAUGUGGGUAAGUCAGUUUCCCUGACUGUUGGGUGACAGCAAAGCAGAAGUCGAUUUUGGGAAUUUCGCUGUACAAUCACGUUUGGAGUGACCAGCAUCAUGACAUCUAAAACACAAACGAUCGGAUCUACAGUGGUCGAUUGUAGUGUGCGUUGUGUUGCCACAAAUCUUACAGUUGCUUGGUCGAGCUGUAUUACUUCUAUGCGCUCUCCCAAAAGACAAAUACUCAGGUUUGUGCUCCUCCUUCGUCUUCAAAACUUCGAUCAGUUGAGCCAGCAUGUCAGCCAUCCGAUUCAGACUGGAAUGAUCCGUCGCGUCCAGUUGAAACUCACUAGGCCCGUUGGUCCCCUGCUUAAGGCACAUUAAUGUAGGCUCAGAAACAAUGUUAGAAUUUCCACAGCUCUGAACGGUCGUGUGUUCAUUUUCGUUUGAUCUUAACUUGAGCUCACGUUGGAAACUGUCUAAAAGCUCCUGGACAUCUUUUGCAGUCCAGCAUUCUAACGGCCGUACUUUAAAAGUGCAUGCUAGGUAAGGGUCUGGGCAAUUUCUCACAAACAUCAUUGCAACUUCAGAAUUUAGAUUGUCCAUCCUUCUGCCUUGCCCUUUUAAACAAUCAUCAGCCAUAUCAGCUGCUUUAUUAAGACGAAGGACACAGGACACUUCACUAAAGUGUUGCUUAAGUAUGGUGUAUAUAACCUCAGGGUGUUUUGUGCAAUCAAGCGCUGGAUUACAGGCAUCGCAACUCUCACUAUGUCUUUGGCCCUGCCCAUCAAACGACGAAUAACCUCAUCGGACUGUUCAGUAAUUUUGACAUUUCUCUUUUGCAGGUAAGCUUUCAUCAUUUCAACCCAUUCUUGAAUGUCGCACCUACCUAAUCCAUCUCCCCUAAACACUGGUGGGAUUUGCUUAUCAGAUUUUAAAAUGACAUUCAACUGUGACAAAUCAAGAUUAGCACAUUGAGAGCCUGUGGCGUUAUUACCAUUAUUGGUUCUGGCAAAUUCGUCCCCUGACAAAAGGUUGGCUGUGACAGAGUCACCAAUUUGUCAUCCCAAGUCUUUAACUAAAGCACCGAGUUCACUGACGUCUUAAUCGCUAGAACGUUCUACAUUAAAUGGCUUUGGAGUUGAGGUAAGAGGGACAGUACUAUGCACAUCAGGAGUCAUAUCAUUUCUCCCGUUUCCAGCAUGAUUUUCAGCCUUAUAGCCAAUUUCACCCAACCCUGGUUUGUUAUCAGAGAACUGCAUCAGGUAUUUCCCCCGUCCCAUCCCAAGUAAGGAAUUAUCUGCACCACCCUCAGCCAUUUUGUCAAAUGUAAAAUACCCCUGAAAAGUAAUAAUCAAAACGUAACAGUCAGAUCAAAGUCAUUCAUCAAUGCAAAAUUGUUGUCCAAUUCUUUUCACUUAUCUGCGGUGCAACGUGUCGCUUUAAAAAAAGUCCUUGAAGAAAAUGUCUUUAACUGGAGGAUCUGGCAACCGCAGUUCACUUAUGCGAAGGAGGCACGCGACGUCCAUUCUUUCCGCUGUAGUGCUCGUCGUCGUCCCGGAGAUUGGCUUUUCUUUGAUCACAGACGGGAAUUACGGAACCAUUGUCACCCCUUCUUUCUGGUUCCUUCAUACAACCACUCCGGGAAGAAUAACACGGACACACAGGCGGAGUUCACUUGUCACUUUUACUGGAAUAUAUGAAACGACACCAAAUGGCCAUUAUACAUCUCUUCCGGUCACAUACAUAAUUAUCAAAAAAAAACAAACAUGUGGAAAUAAGCAAUUGGAAAAUACAGAGAUAGGAACCAAACGAACACCAUGUGCUCCCAAACCCCUCGGUGGUAAGUUCGGUACAAAACAAAUUCUCCGUCGACUCUAUAUAUCUUUUAUGACUCAAAUUUGAAAUUAAAUACUUUUAAGAGAACAAUUUGACCUCAAAAACAAAUUAAAUAAUGUCUAACUACAUUUUACUUCCAUUUGACCGGAGUAAGAUUCUACACUUACCAUUCUCCUCAGCAGUUUACAUGUGACUGAGGAGAAUAUGGAGGACUCCGCUUUAAGUUUUCAUUAGCCACCUGUAGGUGUCCUCCUAUCCUCUUCUUACUGAUGCAUUUAUUUAAUACAAUUCAACAAACGUUUCGCAAGAUGAACAAACUUUUCUUUUUUGGCACAAUUCAUAACAAACUUCUUUUACCCGUUACACAUACAGUACAUCUCUGAUGUUUGGCCAGCAUGCUUGGAAUCAAAUAGGCCGGCUUACAAAUAAAACAAGACAAAAAGGAAAGGAAAGUACGUUUUAGGUGGUCAAUAAUAUUUGGAGCAAAGUCUGUUAAAGGUUCAUCUCAUGGUCAUCUUCUAUAUGACUUUCUUUUUACACUGUGUUCAACCUUACUUUAAUUCAAACUCUUUUAACCUCUGGGUAAAUACACUUUUUAACCCUGGGUUAGCUUCUGCUUAAACCAAAUUACUGUAUGAUAUCAAGGGUAUACUGUAUAAUAAAAAAUAUGAAGGAUUAGAUGGUUUAUGGUGAUGAGUAGGGUACAACGUUACUAAACGCCACACCUUAAGAAACAAUGUGCUUUUCACUACACCUAUAUGAUAGCUGAAAAAAUAUAUAUAUUUGUAUUAAAAAUGUAUGGAGCAAAAGAUUGUGAAAAUGAAUCAUAAGUGGUUAAUUUUGUUUAAAAAUCUUAUAAAUGUAUGAUGAGGUGGAAUUUUACCCCGCAUGGGAUAAAAGGCAUAGCCUGACUACAUCAGACUUCGUACCUCUGCUCAAUUUCAUUUCGCUUCUGUACUCAGUCUGAUAUAGACAUAGCAAACCAUCUCCCCGUUUAUCUCCGGCUCCAUACCAGCCGACCAACCAGCGAACAGAGGGCGGGCUGAGAGCCGUGACGUAUACGCUAAGCGCAGAAUUUAUGAUUGUAGUUUGGGAAAUCUAGAACGACAGCGGACAUGGAGACACGGGAUGCUAUUCGUUUUGUUGUGGAGAAUAUAAGCGGGAUUUGCCAACUUGAAGCCCGAACAAGUUUUUUACUUUGAGGUACAACUUUGAAGCUAAUCCUGUUCGUGCUGUCGCAUGUUGAAAAAGCACUCCGGCUUCAAGUAAUUCGGGCAACAAGCAGGUUUUUACUCAUGGUUUCUGAGGGAUUUCCACUCAACAUAAAAUAAAUCCACCCGUCUCUUCCUAGGAUUGUGCAGCGACUACAUUGCAUGUUUUCCACAAACUUUAGCUAUGGCGUCACCUACACCGCUGUCCCUUGUGAAAACAACAAUGCCGGUCUGCGGUUGGUGGAAUGGCGUAGAUUAAGGGGCGGUAACAUUAUAAGAAAAUCUGCUUUGAACAUCACAUACGGAGCGAAUCUGAACGGCUCGAUUUCUCACAUCCUUGCAGGGAAAGGAACACCAAAACAAAUUUAUUGGGUUCUUAUUUUUUGGUUUCCUAGAUGCACCCAGGACUCGAUUAUAGCACUUAAACACAGAAAAAGUGGGGUUUUCAUAUGAUGUCACCUUUAACAGAACUAAUCCUAACUUUGACAGUUGGCUGCAAAUAUUUUCUCUUUUGUCUCUACUGUCAAAUAUUAGUUGAGAUGCACUAAUUGUUCCGUUGAUGCAUAAAAAGAAAACUAACUUAGCUCUGUAUACUGUGUUAGGUUAUAUGAGUCAAGACUUCUUUUUGAUUGCACUUUUGCUUUUGUUGUACUUAUGCUGUCCCAAUUGCUUCCAUUGCUUACCCCACCUGUAAAUCGCUUUGGAUAAAAGCGUCUGCUAAAUGACUAAAUGUAAAUGCAUAGAUUUACUUCACAAAAUCUGCAAAAUCGUUCACAGCCAUUUUCACUCGAUGAUUUUGUUUUCACCGCCAGUGCCUAAUUUGUAGCCUACCAGUGUUUACAGCAGAUGCUCGAGGCGGCUGAGAAGGCGCAUAACAUUCAUCACAACCAAACGUUAUGUGAUUGGCUUACGGGUACACCAAUGAUUUUAAACUUCAGACAAGCACCUGCCCACGAGAAAGUAAACACUUAUCAAUUAAACCCAUCCAGACUCUGUCUACGAGGCAAAGCGAUGUAGCACAGGUUGGUAUUACCAGGCUAUAAAAGGCACACAGUAUUGAAACAAAUACUUUUGAAAAAUAAUAUGGUUUAAUAAUAUUUAAUUAAAUAUUUGUUCAGAACAAUCACUUUAGCCAAGUUUGUACUAUGUUUUUGUUUAUUUUAUAUAAAAUAUGUUAAUAUCGCAAUAUAGAUAAACAGAAACAAAAUUAUAAAAAAAAUUAAGAAUGACUUUCAUAAUAAUGUAAAAUAGAUUUCCAGUAAUAACAAAAAAAUGUUUUUAUUGAUUACAUGAUUCAAUAUAUUUGUUUCAUUAUAAAUAUGGGGAUAAGGUGGACACCCAACUGAAUAGGCUUUAUGAUAUUUAUCAUCUGAAUCUAACCAUGUCAUGUAAACAAAUGGAACUGUCAGUCAGCUGUUUAUUAUCAUGUUAAGUUAUGAAUCAGUGAUGGUGCUGUUGGAUGAGAAGAUACUGGGAACUGGCUACAAAUUAUAUGUAGACAAUUUCUACACCAGCCCAUCACUAUUCAGAGACCUCCUCAAGAAGGGCAUCUGGGCCUGUGUGACCAUCAGAAGCAACCGGGUGGGCUUCUCACAAACCACCGCUAACAAGUUGGCCAAAAAUGCUCCCCGUGGGAGUAUGCGGUGGAUUCGAGACAACAGCCUCCUCUUUGUGCAAUGGAAGGACACCAGGGAGGUGCAUAUGUGCUCAUCCUUCCAUGCAGCAGAGGGAGAUCGCACUGUACGGAGGAGGAUGAAGACGAGAGCUGACGGAUGGCCGGAACUCCACGUACCAAUUCUACAACCAGCACAUGGGAGGAGUUGAUCUCUCCGAUGCCCUUGUUGGGUAUUAUUAUGUGCUCAGAAAGACCAGGAAGUGGUACUGCUCACUGUUCUUCCACUUUGUCGACAUCGCAGUGGUAAAUGCAUUCAUUCUGCACCAGCAGUUCGCUGCGGCUCAUAACCAAAGAGCGAAGUCACAGCGGAAUUCCGUGAAGCUUUGGUUAUGGAGCUUGCAGUCCGGAUGCCUCAAAGUGAGCCUGCUCCUCCUGCCCCUACUGCUGCAGCAACUCAAAUGACACACCAUGUCUGCCACAGGCCAAAGCACGUCACAGAUAAAAGUGAUGACUCCAGGCGAAGAUGCCAAUUGUGUCAUCAGAAAACAAAUGUGUUCUGCCAGGGAUGCGCAGCCUACUUUUGUUUCCAAAAAAACGAGAUUGCUUCAAUACCUGGCAUGAUGUUAAUAGUUUGUAGUGUUUAGAUGUUAUGAAGAUUUGUAUAUAGUUGUAAAUACUUGAAAUUACAUCCAUAGUUUGACAUUUAGUUUUCCUGUAUUUUAAUAUUUUUGUUUUCAUUCACGUUUUAAUUAAAAUUUGCAUCAAGAAAUGAAAAUAUUUAUAUAAAGUUUGGAAAAAGUAAAAAAAAAAAAUGUGUGUGUGUAUGUGUUUGUGUUUGGUCUGUGGCAUUUAAAGCAACCUUUUAAAGUGACCUUUGGGAAUCAUCCUAUAGAUAGGGUGUCUCCUAGUGACCAUUUGUCAUAUUUCAACUUAAAAAUUUACAGAAACAAGAUUACAGCAGAUAGAAAACUGAAAAUUUGAAGACUACUUGUUUAGACCUAUGGCUUUUACUUUUUAUAAUUUUUGGCCACAUCUUUUUUUUUUCAUUGAUAUUUCAUAAAAUAAAAUUAAUAUUACAGCACAUUUUCGUAACAAUACAUUUAAAAUCCAAUACCUUUUAGACACAUAAUUAUAGUUUUAUUUUUUAACUUCUACAAUAAUCCUCCAAGUGUCUUUUUUCAAAAGAGACCAACCAUAUGUCUCUACUCCAAAGCAUUCAACAGUUACAGCUGUUUAAGUUUGCAAUGUGCAGUCAUUGUUUAAAAUAUGGACCGACAGUUAAGGGGUUUUAAUAACCGGAUUAACUCAUCUAUUGCACUGCAACUUUAAUAGCUAAUGUCUAUAAUUAAUGCACACUUAAGUCACUUGCACUAUUGUAUAGUCUAAAUUGUUAUCUGUUCAUAACCACCUGUACAUUAAUGUUCACAGUAUAUAGCCUUCUGUAUAUAUUGUUCAUAGUUCAUACUGACUGUCAUAUUUUCAUAGAACAUUCCUUCUGUAAAGUAUUUUCAUAGUAUGCCCAUUGUAUAGUAUUUUCCUUGUAUUGUAUUCUGUAUUUAUUCACACUGUAUAUCCUGCACUUGCUAAUUGCACUUCUGGUUAGACCUAAACUACAUUUCGUUACACUGUACUUGUAUAUGUGUUAUGACAAUAAAGUUGAAUCUAAUCUAAUCUAACAUCUGGGGCUAGAGCCACGGGCGCCAUAUAGAGAAGGGACAAAUUAGGACAAUUCCAAGGGGCCAUGACUGACAGGGGCCCCAAAAAUAGGUAAAAACUAAUAUAAAAUUAUUUAACCAUCCUCAUUCAGUAUCUAUAAUAAUACAAUUAAUGAUCCCUUUGUUUUUGGCAGUAAAAGUAAAAAAUCCCCAUUGACCAAAAAGUAAACAUCCAUAUUGACCGACCACCUGUAUCCCCGUAUCUGCACUGUUUGGUCAUUCCUUAGCACUCUCAGUGACGGUGUUUUGUUGCAGUCAGUAGAUGCGCCAGAACUACAGUGACCACAAUGUUGCCUAGUAACGUUAAAUCCAAAUCUGGCUUUCGAAAAGGGAAAGAGAGAAAAGAGAGAGUGGAAAGUCAAAGGAAAGGAUGUCAAACUGUAACCCAGUUUUUUACCGAGAAAGGUGAGUAGCAUAGUCGGUGAGUGGUAUUAACUUGUUGGCUUAAUGUCCAUAGUGAAAUAGGAUAGCUAGCUACAGACUAGUGUUAGGCUACAUUUAAUCACCAUUUAAUCAGUGCAGGAAAACGUUUAACAUGAUAUUCAUAUAUGUGCUGCUAAGUAAAAAAAUCUUCAAUUAAUAAUUAUAAUAAUAUUUAAUAAUAAUUUUGUUAAGAGAAUUUUCCAUUUUGUCAAAUUUUACAAUAAAAAUACAUUGAGACUAUAAAACAUGGCCAUCAGCACAUUUUGCUAUGGUUGCUUUUAAUCUUGCAUCAAAUAGUGAACUGCAUUAUAGACUUCACCAGCAGUAAAUCAUUUUCUAGCACUAGUAUUGAACUACAAAAAGCAAGACAGUUGCAAGAUUUUAAUUACAGUUAUGUAAAGCUUUUGAUGGCACAGUUGGGACAGGGGCGCAAUUAGAUAUUUUGUCAUGGGGGCAAAAAUUCAUGGCAGCGCCCCUGGCUAGAGCACCUCUUGAGAUCAGGGAGUGAGGUUUACACACUUCACAGCUCUGUUACAUCUGCAAUGUUUAUCAAUAAAAGCGUAAUGGCUAAUGCUAACCCCUUGGCUUCAGCGGAACGUCGGAAAGGACACCAGAGCUUAACGUUGUUUUUUUAAAUGAAUGCCAAUGAUUGUUGUUGACCAUUAGGCUUUCUUCAAUUUAAAGUAUUUCAGAUCCUUCCUCAUCCCUGGGUGCUUCUCAAUAUGCCUCCUCGUUUCUUGGCUCCUCCGGAACCUUAUCGUGGUCAGCCAUCUUUAAGGACAUCUCAAUUCUCUAAUGGCACUGGGAGGAUGGAAGGAUCGAGGAGAGAGAGGAGGCUUUCCAAGCAAGAUAUACACAGGUGUUUCCUUUGCGGAAGUGUUUUAUCGACUAAACGUGACGCACAUAUACAUUUUCCUCCCCCUUCACAUUUCCACAUCUUUGGAUCAUAUUCAAACACGCAUAAAUGUUAUGAUGGAGCAUUAUAUUACUGUAAAUGUAGACCUAUUUCAAACAGUAUAGGUAAUUUUCACAUAGUUCAUAUAU
Messenger RNA from Triplophysa dalaica, 19201 nucleotides. RefSeq lists its product as uncharacterized. The coding region runs from base 6233 to 7255 and encodes 340 amino acids. The transcript is spliced from 2 exons. Lineage: Eukaryota; Metazoa; Chordata; Actinopteri; Cypriniformes; Nemacheilidae. The record is from RefSeq and is a predicted model, not a curated record.